Neohortaea acidophila is the source of this 1546-nucleotide messenger RNA. RefSeq lists its product as uncharacterized. NCBI's taxonomy places the organism in Eukaryota, Fungi, Ascomycota, Dothideomycetes, Mycosphaerellales, Teratosphaeriaceae. The transcript has 2 exons. The coding region runs from base 479 to 1309 and encodes 276 amino acids. The record is from RefSeq and is a predicted model, not a curated record.
CCCAGCAUGACCACAGGAACGGUGAGCGCGUGAUGCAAAAGGCAAGAUGAGGUUCCGGCUCCCCAAAAGCGCCUGCCAUUUCCGGACAGGAAGGCCCCUGGCCCCACCCCACCUUUCCCGAAUGGCUGGGAGGCGGCGAGCGCCAAAAAUAGCCCGGCCGCGGAGCCUCUUUUCUGGAUCUCAUCUCUCGCCCGCCCGUCAGCCUGGCCGUUUUCGUUGUCCCGGCGGCGAAAGGGAGCCAAAUGACACCUGCGAUCCCCACUAAUCCCUCGUGUUCGGCGAAUAGGCGGCGGUGACGCGUUGCCUUUUGACCCUCGUAUUCCACCUUUGCGCACCCGCCCCAUCCUUCUACUCAGCCUCUCACGUCUGUACACAGUACAUAUAAUAUUGAAUUCCUCAGGUCCGUUCCUGCCGAAUCUCAUCUCCCUCUCUUUCACCCUCGAGUCUCCCCUUCCCUACCACCACUUCAACCAUCAACAUGAAGUCCACCACCGCCGCAACGCUUCUCGCAGGCACCACCCUCGCCGCAGCUCAAGGCUGGGGCGGUUCCGGCGGAGGCUGGGGCGGACCAGGCGGCGCCCCAGGCGGCUUUGCGAACUUCCCCUCGUGCGCCAGCGACGCCCUCAGCAACGCGCGCAACACCUGCUCCUCCUUCUCCUACAGCUGCCUAUGUGGCGAGAACACCGUCUCCACGCUGAACUCCGGCCUCGCCAGCUCGUCGUGCAGCAGCGACGAUAAAGAUCAGGUAUACCAGGCGAUUGCGCAGCUGUGCGCCAACGUCGGCACCACCUUGACUGCCUCGCCCGAGGCGACGUGGUCAGCGACUUCGGGUGGCAACGCGUGGCCCUCGGCGUGGUCGACGGGCACGUGGUCUCAGGGCGGUGGGCCGUGGGGUGCUGGUGGCGGCUGGAACCCGAGCGAUGGCGCGCCGUUUGGCGGCAACGGAUGGGGACCGUGGGGUUCGAGUGGCAGCUGGACAAGCGGGCCGUGGACGAGCUGGUGGAACAACGGAGACUGUCCGGCAUCCACAUGGAGCGGCUGGACGACCGGCAGCUGGGCAAGCGACUGGACGACCUGGGCAGGCUGCACAGCCUCGACCACCGCGACGAGCACCUACACCACCACCGUGAGCACCUCCGGCACCGUGGCGACCGUCACCACCACCGGCUACGGCGUGCAGCUCGCACAAAAGACGGGCUCCAGCAGUGGCUCUUCGUCCGGCGCGGCGCCUGCUUUCGUCACUAGCUAUGGUCUCGCCGGGUCGGCGGUCUUUGCCGCUGGCACGUUGAUGGCUGCCCUCCUGUUGUAAGCCGAGUAAUACGAUCAAUCGAGUCAACAGAGGCCGGGAACUGGAAGCAUUACACGGUGUAAUUACCGCGGACAUGGCGAUGUGAUACCCAUUUUCCUUACCUACGCAUCGUCGGGCACGGCAGAAGGGCAGUGUCAUUGGUUACGAGAUUGUUGACGGAGAUGAGACUUCAUGUAUGUACGUUUGUAUCUUUACCUUUUGCAGGACUCGAAGAAUGUAAUCCAUGCCGUCUUGACA